AUGGCGGCGUUGGCCUUCCUCGCGGUGCUUCCUUCCUCCUCUUCUUCUUCUUCUUCUUCCUGUCGGGCGAGCAGCGCGUCGACGCGCGGCAGGAAGUGCUGCAGCGCGCGCUGCACGGCCGCCUCCAGGGCGCCGACGCGCGCCUCCAGCUGCGCCACGCGGCCCCCUCCUCCGCCCCCUCCGCCCACGGCGCCCUCCAGCUGCGCGCGCAGCGCCGCCACCUCCGCCGCCAGCCGCAGCACCGUCUCCUCCAGCGGCUGCCCGCCGCCGCCGCCACCGCCGCCCUCCAUGCACUCCGCGCCUGCGACAGAAACGUGUUUAAGUUUUUUAAGUGUUUAA
This is a messenger RNA of Gryllus bimaculatus (two-spotted cricket), 339 nucleotides long. The record is from the annotation of a GenBank genome assembly. NCBI's taxonomy places the organism in Eukaryota, Metazoa, Arthropoda, Insecta, Orthoptera, Gryllidae.